Messenger RNA from Coniosporium apollinis CBS 100218, 405 nucleotides. RefSeq lists its product as uncharacterized. Bases 1 to 405 code for a protein of 134 amino acids. Lineage: Eukaryota; Fungi; Ascomycota; Dothideomycetes. The record is from RefSeq and is a predicted model, not a curated record. The transcript has 2 exons.
AUGACUGACUCGCAACUGCUAUUGCUUCAGGCUGGUCAGCAUCUCAUUCUGCCGGGCAGCCUCCACGAAGCAGAAGCACAUCAAUUCAUUACUCAUGCAAGCGUGCUUUUUAACGCCGAGUUGUCUGAGAUUAGGCUCGUUUUCGGACAGGACCCCCUGCUUGCCCUAGCAUCCAACGGUUAUUACGCCGCCCUUGUUCGAAACUCGAAAAAUUCUGUUGAACCCGCGAAUGGGUCCAUGGAAAUCCUAAUACGGGGCAGCGGAAGGACAGGUAAGGAGCUAGCGGAGACCAAGCGAGCGGCGAUUCGGCAGUUGGCAAUGGAUAUGGAACAUGAGGUUGUGAAGAUCCUCAAAGAGAAAGAUGAAGCGAAAGAGGGACGCAAGCGGCAGAGGCAAACCGGAUGA